This is a messenger RNA of Filobasidium floriforme, 567 nucleotides long. RefSeq names its product ribosomal protein L36-domain-containing protein. Bases 60 to 413 code for a protein of 117 amino acids. Lineage: Eukaryota; Fungi; Basidiomycota; Tremellomycetes; Filobasidiales; Filobasidiaceae. Gene Ontology annotation, molecular function: structural constituent of ribosome. Gene Ontology annotation, cellular component: ribosome. The record is from RefSeq and is a predicted model, not a curated record. The transcript has 2 exons. Gene Ontology annotation, biological process: translation.
AUACACAGACUCAACAGCUUCACACCACACACCAAACAAUAGAAUCCACCUCCACCACGAUGCUUUUCACCUCGCUCAUCCGCACCCUGGUCCGACCGACCACGGUCUCCUCCACCCGCGCCUGCUCCAUCUGCGCCGCCCGUUCCCUCCUCCCCACCUAUGGAAAGACCAUCAUCCCCUGCCCAGCCGCCGGUACCACCUCGCCCAUCCUCCCUGGUGGAUCCGCCAUCGCCCGGCCCCGUGCAUCGGCUAUCAUGAAUCAGACGAUGGGUUCGAGGGACGUAGCGGUCAGGGGGAUGAAGGUUAGGAGUAGCGUGAAAAAGUUUUGCGAUGGGUGUUCGGUCGUAAGGAGGAAAGGAUACCUCUACGUCGUCUGUAGCAAGGAUCCUAAGCACAAGCAGCGACAAGGAUAAAUCAAUCCACCCUCUAUCCUUCCUAUCUCCCGAAUUAUGUCUCACCUCGCCUCUUGGACUGAUGUUCCUUGUAAUACCGACCGUACCGUACCACCCAAACACCCACGAUGUUACGCAUUUAUGAAAACAUAGAUUGUUAUGAACCGACCUCGAA